CUCCUUCGGACACCAGCUCCCCGCCUCCCUCCAUCACCCUCGGAGCUGGAGGAGGAGGGUCUCCUUUCGACUCACCUCCCUCCCUCGUCCCGCCCCUUCUAAAGUUUUUCCCCCGGAGAACUUUUGUUUUGGUCCAGUGAGCGGGCAGGAGGCAAAUUCCGUCGAGGCGGCGGAGCGUCUGGAGGCUGGCGGCGGCGUCCGAGGGGAGACAGACAGACAGACCGGAGGCUUCUGCGGAACGGGGGAUCCGGGGGGUCAGGGGUCCUCCUCGAGUUCUCAGGUCGGGCUCCUGCCAAGCCUGCCCACCAUGCGAGGGUUUCUGGGGCUCCUGCUGCCGCUGUGGCUGCUGCUGGCGCCGGCCUCUUCCUCCGAAGAUCCUGUUGAAGGGAUAAUCUCUGACUUGUUGUCAUCUUCAAAAUCAAAUUCACCUUCAAAAGAUUCAACAGGUGUACAUCGGUUACCACGUUCCUUUCUAGUCAAGAGGAACACUAUUUCCAGAACUGAUGCAUCAACACAUUAUGUGGAAUCCAGUACUGGGAGUGCAAAUAAGUUUGCCUCUGGUGAACAUCUUCAGUCCAUUAAAUUUAAUCCUACAGUCAGAAACAUAGUAAUUGCUGAACAUACGGACAUCAAAUUUAAUUGUUCCAUCAAUGUCCCUAAAUCGCUAAUCAACCAAGACUCUGCAAUGAUUUCCUUGUGGAAAAACGGGAAGGAGCUGCUUGAUGCUGACAGAAUGGCCAGCCAGUUUUACCAGUUUCAUGACAAUGAAGUAAUCAAUAUGAUCUCUACUUUCAGCUUAGUCAAAGCCCAGCGUUCCGACAAUGGGUCCUACAGUUGCAAGCUGAAAAUCAACAGUGAUGAAAUAGUGUCAGACCCUAUUUUGGUUCAGUUGGAAGGCCUGCCACACUUCAUUCAGCAUCCCCAGGGGAUGAACGUUACCCAAAACAAGCCUUUCAAUCUCAUGUGCCAUGCAGUGGGGCCUCCUACGCCUGUUGUGAUUCGCUGGUUUUGGAAUAGCAGCCAAAUUACUGAGAAAGAUGACCCUUCUCCAGCUGUCUUGACUGUGCCAGGUCUGAAUGAAACUGCUGUUUUCUAUUGCGAAGCUCGUAACAAGAAGGGAGUAACCACAUCAUCUGAAGCACGAAUCAAUAUAAAAGGAAUCCCAUUCUCACCUGCUAAGGUGAGCGUGCUGAGUCAAACAGGUGACACAAUUGUAGUCUCUUGGAUCCCAGGUUUUGAUAGUUAUUCUCCUUUGAGCAACUGCAGCAUUCAGGUGAAGGAUGCUAUUCCACCAAGUAAUGCUUCUGUUAUGAAUUUUAACACUUCCACGCCCCCUCAUCUGUAUCAUAUUCAGAAUCUGCAACCUAUGAAGGAUUAUGAAAUCCGUGUUUCUUGCAUGAAUGAAGUAGGCUGGUCUGGCUUCAGCCCUUGGAUUAGGGCCAGGACAACAGAAGGAGCUCCAUCUGCUCCACCUGGGAACGUCUCUAUAUCAAUCAAUGAGUCCAGCUCUUCCGUAAUAAUCACAUGGACCCAACCCCCAUCUGGACUCAUGAAUGGUGAACUUCAAGGCUACCACAUAUCCCAUGUCUGGCAGAAUGGUAAAGUGUCUAAUCUGUCUUCUGACAUCAGCAAAGAUACCAAUGCCAUCCACAUUCAUUUUGUGGCCACUAAUUCCAGUUGCAUUGUGCGAAUAGCAGCAGUCACAAAUGGAGGAGUUGGGCCGUUCAGUGAUCCAGUGGAAGUUUUUAUUCCAGGAAACAGCCUUAUAUCCACUGCACCUUCUUCAACUCCAGAAUCUGGAAACAAAGAUUCAUUUACGAUUGUCCUUGGAUUUAUAUGUGGAAUUGUUGCCGUUGGGUUAAUACUGUACGUGUCUGUGAUUAUCAGAAAAAGAUUGACGGAGGAGACCAAGUUUGGGUACGCUUUCAGCAGUGAUGAGUCAGAGUUGGCCGUAAACUACAAAGCAAAGAAGUCCUACUGCCGCAGAGCUGUUGAACUGACGUUGGGCAGUCUUGGUGUGAGUGAGGAGCUGCAGGAGAAACUUCAGGAUGUUGUGGUUGUCAGGAACAACCUGGCUCUGGGGAAGAUCUUGGGAGAGGGAGAGUUUGGAUCAGUCAUGGAAGGAAAUCUCAGCAAUCCUGAUGGAACCACUCAGAAAGUAGCUGUGAAAACCAUGAAGUUGGACAGCUUUUCCCAAAGAGAAAUUGAAGAGUUCCUCAGGGAAGCCGCAUGUAUGAAGGACUUUGAUCAUCCAAAUGUCAUCAAACUUCUCGGUGUGUGUAUAGAGCCGAGUUCUCAGCAGGUUCCAAAGCCCAUGGUGAUCCUCCCAUUCAUGAAAUACGGGGAUUUGCAUAGUUUCCUGCUUCGCUCAAGGCUCGGCAUGGGCCCCCAGUAUGUACCUCUACAGACUUUAUUGAAGUUUAUGAGCCAUAUUGCUCUAGGAAUGGAAUACCUCAGUAGCAGACAAUUCCUCCAUCGAGACUUGGCUGCUCGGAACUGCAUGUUGCGAGAUGACAUGACCGUGUGUGUGGCAGACUUUGGUUUAUCCAAGAAGAUUUACAGCGGAGAUUAUUACCGGCAAGGGCGCAUUGCCAAGAUGCCCGUCAAGUGGAUUGCGAUCGAAAGUCUCGCCGACCGAGUCUAUACAACGAAAAGCGAUGUGUGGGCAUUUGGUGUUACAAUGUGGGAGAUUGCAACCAGAGGGAUGACUCCAUACCCAGGAGUGCAGAACCAUGAAAUCUACGACUAUCUUCUUCACGGGCACAGGCUGAAGCAGCCAGAAGGCUGUUUAGAUGAGUUGUAUGAAAUAAUGUGUUCUUGCUGGAGAGCAGAUCCUAUGGACCGUCCCACCUUCUCAGAACUGAAGCUUCACCUGGAGAAGCUGUCGGAAAGUUUACCUGCCCUGAAAGAACCCGAGGAUGUCAUUUAUAUUAACACAAGUCUGCUGGAAGAAAGCACAGAAGAGGUGACAGAAGACACUGAGUUUCCCCAGAUAGACACAGACCUUGAUCCUCACCUCAUCAUAGAGUCCUGUUCCCAGAGACCAGAGACCACAGUGGUCACAGCUGAUGUGCAUGAGAGCAAUGGGACUGGAGACCGGUACAUUUUAAGCGGGGUUAGCGAGGAACACAUCGCCAGCCUGGGGAAAAGGGAAGAGGAAGGUACACCUCUGCUCCAGCACACCCUCUCACAGUAUGGGAUGCUUUACUCUCAAGCGAGCACACUGCCCGUAGGAAGCAUGCUGACUGAUGAACUACUAUUCGCUGAUGACUCUUUGGAGGACUCUGAAAUUCUGCUGUGAAGAAGAAGAAAUGAGACUUUGAUGAGUUGGAGAUCGGAGCUCCUUCUUGGCCAGAAAUGGAGGACUUUCCACUCAUCUUGUUCUUAUACAAAGCCAGUCUUGUGUAAUAAGCUCUCCCAGUCUUGUACAGCAAGUGACUCUAGGAGCCAUGUUCUGUGUAUUUGUAUAAUACAGUAUCUUUAUAGAGAUUAUAUUUUAAUAAAUAACACCCCUGUAAGAUGGUCCAUUU
This is a messenger RNA of Hemicordylus capensis (graceful crag lizard), 3530 nucleotides long. RefSeq names its product MER proto-oncogene, tyrosine kinase (gene MERTK). Gene Ontology annotation, molecular function: ATP binding; protein binding; transmembrane receptor protein tyrosine kinase activity. The transcript has 19 exons. Bases 308 to 3301 code for a protein of 997 amino acids. Gene Ontology annotation, cellular component: signaling receptor complex. The record is from RefSeq and is a predicted model, not a curated record. Lineage: Eukaryota; Metazoa; Chordata; Lepidosauria; Squamata; Cordylidae. Gene Ontology annotation, biological process: nervous system development; cell surface receptor protein tyrosine kinase signaling pathway; protein phosphorylation.